AUGGCUAGUUCAAAUUCAAAACGGAAAUUAUUUUCAAUUUUUAAUAAUUCUAAUAACUCUAAAAAACAGAAACAAGAUGAUGUGAGUUCCAAUGAUUCAAUUCUAAUUUCGGAUAUAAGUUCAUCAAAUAACACUGCUCUGAAUGCUUUAAUGACAGACAAAUUAAACUCUACUUAUGUUAGUUCUGUUAAUCAAUAUGACUUGCCUGAUACCCUUCAUUCUUUGAUUGCAAAGGAUACACACAUUUUGGACAAUGAAUCACAAGUUUCACAACAACAGCAUUUGCAUGAUAUUGCUAAUUUUGUAGUAGAUCAUGCUUUAAAGUAUUCUGAAAUUGUAAACUGUUUAAAAUUUGCUUGGUGUCCUUCGCCCAAUUAUAUUUUCCCACAGCAAAUUGAAGGAAAAGGAAAAAACCAACGCAACAGAAAAUUCCAAUACAAAUAUUUAGACCUCUUUCCUUGGCUGGCUUAUAGCAAAAUAAAAAAUGGUGCAUUUUGUAAAUGGUGUGUUGUGUUUGCUUUUUCAGGCGGAGGUGUAGGCCGACAGAAAUUAGGUAAAUUAGUCACACAGCCAAUGACAAAAUAUAAAGAUGCCAUGAAUGAUUUUCAAGAACAUGCUACAAAAGACUAUCAUCUUCUAGCUGGGCAAAGAGUUACAGAUUUUUUAAAUAAUUAUAACUCUGGAGGUAAAAAAGAUGUAAAUGUACUCUUUGACGAUCGCUUGAACCAAGUUAUUGAAUAUAAUCAUAAGAGACUUAUACCCAUAAUUAAGUCAAUACUAUUUUGUGCUCAAAACAAUUUACCACUAAGAGGACAUAGAGAAUCAGGGACUUUAAAAUGUGUUGAUGUACGACAAGAAUGUUUAUCAGGUAAACAGGGUCUUUUACGUGCAUUACUAUCUUUCCGUAUUGAAUCUGGGGAUAAAAACCUUGAGUCACAUUUUGACAUUGCAGCUAAAAAUUGCACAAUGAUAAGUCCUUCCAUUCAAAAUGAGAUCAUUGAAUCAAUUGGUGAUGUAAUAAAAAAUAAAGUAGUUAAUAGAGUUCGUCUAUCUAAAUAUUUCUCAAUAUUAUGUGAUGAAACAACUGAUGCAAGUACCAUUGAACAAAUGACAAUUUGUAUUCGCUAUGUAGAUAGUUCCACUUUUACUAUUAGAGAAGACUUCUUAGGUUUUGUAGAAAUGGCUUCAACUACGGGGACUGCCAUUAAAGAUGCAAUAAAAACUGAAAUAAAAAAAGUUGGUCUAAGUUUUGAUUUCCUUAGAGGUCAGGGUUAUGACGGAGGCUCAAAUAUGUCAGGAAAAAAUAAUGGUGUUCAAGCGCUUAUACUACAAGAACAGCCAUUAGCUUUUUAUACUCAUUGCUUUAGUCACUCGCUUAAUCUUUGUCUUUCUAAAGCAUGUGAUGUUGUUUCAAUUAAAAAUAUGACUAGUAUAGUUGGUGCCGUAUCUUCAUUUUUUUCUUGCUCAGCUAAGCGUACAGAUAAAUUGAAAUAUUUUAUCGAUACUGGUUUAUCCAAUGAUAGUAGUACAACUAAUAAAAAAACUAAGUUAAAAAAACUCUGUGAAACUCGCUGGGUCGAUCGGCAUGAUUCGCUUAUAUCAUUUAAAGAACUCUAUAUUUACACUGUUGCUACUCUUAAUGAUCUUGAAUAUCAUGAUUCAAAUCCAGAGACAUCAAGUAAAGCGUCAUUAUAUGUUAGUGCAAUAACAAAAAGUGACUUUCUUGUGUCCCUUGAAGUGGCUGUAACUUGCUUUUCUUAUACAUUACAACUAAGUCAAGUUUUACAGAGCAAACAACAAGAUUUGUCUAAAGCAUUAACUAAUAUUACAGCAGUAAGACAAGCUUUAGAAAUUAAACGUAAAAAUGCAGAUCAGUCUUUCAAAGAUAUAAUGAAUAGUGUCACUGAAUUAGCUUUAAAAGUUGGUGAAGAAAUAACCAUGCCUAGAAUUUGUGGGAGACAAACUAAACGAGUUAAUGUUAAUGCUAAGGACCCUGAAGAAUUUGAUAAAAGACUUCAACAAAUUAUGCCACUAGAAGGAUUAAUACCAACUAAUUUUGGGCAUUAUGAGGAUGAAUCUAUUUUAGCAGCUGCUUCUUGGGAAUCAGAAACAAAUCUUCCAGAUUCUGCUAUUGAAGCACUUCAACAUUGUACAGAGCUCUUGCCAAACGUAAAGAAACUUCUACAAUUGUUUGCUACAUUGUCUGUAACGUCAGCUACGCCUGAGCGUACAUUUUCAGUCUUAAAACGACUUAAAACUUAUUUAAGAGCAACUAUGACUGGAGAAAGAUUAAACGGCUUAGCUCUAUCUAAUAUAAAUAAAGAUGAUGUAGACUUUGAAGAUAUCGAAAAAUACAUUUUACCAGCUUUUUUAAAGAGAUCUCCAAGAAGAAUACAAACAUUGGACUGGACAAAAUAA
Melanaphis sacchari is the source of this 2418-nucleotide messenger RNA. Its product is annotated as zinc finger MYM-type protein 1-like. The record is from RefSeq and is a predicted model, not a curated record. The transcript has 6 exons. Lineage: Eukaryota; Metazoa; Arthropoda; Insecta; Hemiptera; Aphididae. Gene Ontology annotation, molecular function: protein dimerization activity. The coding region runs from base 1 to 2418 and encodes 805 amino acids.